UUUCAUUGAUAAAUUAUAGUUUAUCUGGUUAAUAACAAUAAGAUAUUUCCCAAAAGAUGAAUGAAUCCCCUACGCGAAUCAAUUCAAAAACUACCGAGUUGGAAACUGUCAAUGAAGAGUCCACUAUGAAAAACACUAUGACAAGACCAUCUGUAAACAAUACAUUGAAACAGGAAAGAAAUUCUCGACUGGAUAUUUUAUCAAGGCAGAAAGGUGUGAAACGAUUAUCAUUGGGAAAACAUCCAGGCGCUGCACAACCACAACCACAAACUCCUGCAAGUUGUCCUAAUCGUUCACCACUGACCUGUUACAACACCUCACUCAAUGGUCCAAUAUCUGCAGUUGAAACUAAUAAAAUCUUGACAUUUCGUGAUGUUGACCUUCCAACAGUUGGUGGCAGUGGAGGUGUUAGUGGAGUUGUUAGUAGGAAGAUUAGUCAAAACACUCAGUCGUCAUCCUCUCUUACAUCAUUGAUUAGUACUCGUCGACCACCAGUAUCAUUGUUAGGUAUUUUAGCAGCUAAACGAAUUACUCGAAAAUUUUUGUCCACAUUAAUUGAUGUCAAACAACAACGACGUUUGAGUACAUUUAGCAGACUGU
Messenger RNA from Schistosoma turkestanicum, 600 nucleotides. Lineage: Eukaryota; Metazoa; Platyhelminthes; Trematoda; Strigeidida; Schistosomatidae. The record is from the annotation of a GenBank genome assembly.